Molecule: messenger RNA, 6255 nt
Organism: Spodoptera litura
Lineage: Eukaryota; Metazoa; Arthropoda; Insecta; Lepidoptera; Noctuidae
Gene: dcr-2
Product: dicer-2
Biological process (GO): apoptotic DNA fragmentation; siRNA processing; pre-miRNA processing
Cellular component (GO): cytoplasm; RISC-loading complex; nucleus
Molecular function (GO): ribonuclease III activity; protein binding; ATP binding
Source: RefSeq, a predicted model, not a curated record
AUCACAGUAAAACGUUUUUUCAUGGAAAGAAAAAUAAUACCGUAGAACGAAACGUUUUGCGUCAAUUAGUAAUGAUACCAUACUAAUAACAUUUCCAUUUAUAUAAGGAAAGUCAAAAACGUAAUUCGCUACAUCGUGGCAAUCGUGGCAUUCGUAGGUAGUCCUUUUACAAAUCAAGGUCUUCGGUUAUCUUUAUUUCUGAGAGAAGGUAAUAUCCAAAUUGAAUAGUAUCAUAAUUUAUUGAAAAUAAUGUAAAAUUAAAAAAUUCUGAAAUAAAAGGUAAGGAUAAAAAAAGUAAAAUAUUUUUUUUACGUGUUGCGUUGCUCUAAAAUUCGCAUCUAUGUCUUAUGAAUACUAUCAAUAAAAGAAACUGGCCCAUGAUGGAAAGUCUAUCCCAAUAAUUUUCAUUGUACCCUUUUUAACUAAAGACAAAUAAAUCAAGCAUCAAUUGGAGGAAUUCCGUUUACAAGUAUGGUAUCACUAAGAAUGUCAAGUCAAUCUUGAAUAAAAACAAAAGGUGAAGUUUACAGGGUGUCUAGGUCUACUACAAUUUAUUAUGUUCUCGCUACAGUGAGUGCAACAGACGUGUCGGUUUAAGUGCAUUUUAAAGCAUUAUUAGAAGUUCUUGCAUCACCUACUGGGACUUGGCAGAUUUAUACAACAUGGAGGUGGACGAGUAUGUAGAGGAUGGUGACCAGCUAAAGGCAAGGCCUUACCAAGCCCAACUUGAAGAAAUUGCUGUUAAAAACAAUACUAUCAUUUAUUUACCAACAGGUUCUGGUAAAACAUAUAUUGCAGUUUGUCUCAUUAAAAGAUUCCGUCAUGCAUUACAAAAACCGUGGGGACAGGGAGGGAAGCGGUCUUUCUUCCUGGUCAACACUGUACCAUUAGUAAACCAACAGAAAAAGGUAAUAGAACAUCGAUGUGCCGUCAGUGUCGGUGGUUACAGCAGUGAAGAUGGGGUAGAUUACUGGGAUAAAGCCAAAUGGGACACUGAACUAGAAAAUAAUCAGGUAAUUGUAAUGACCACUCAGAUUCUAUGCGACAUGUUGACCCAUCAAUACAUUAGAAUUGAAGACAUAAACUUCAUAAUAUUCGACGAAUGUCACCACGCGGUCGUCGAUCACCCCAUGCGGAUCGUUAUGAAACAUUUCGAGAACUGCCCGAAAGAUGAACAACCUCGAGUCCUAGGUUUGACAGCGACUCUUUUGAACGCAAAUGUAAAGACAUCAAGAGUGGAGGAUACGCUCCGCGAGUUAGAGAUAACAUUCCACGCAAAGAUUGCCACGGUUGAUGAGCUGGGACAAGUUUUAGACUAUUCUACGAAUCCAAAUGAAAUGGUGCAGUUCUACCGAAGCCUGGCACCGUCAAACGUGUCCAAUGACGUCAUCACUCGCCUGACGAAACUACAGCUACUAAUCAAUGAAAUUAAGUUGCCUAACCCUUCUCCAACCCACACUAAGCAACUAAAAGAUUGGCAGAAAGAAAUGUCUACUAAUCCGACGAAGAUAGUGAAAGCAGUGAGGAAUAUGAUAACGGCCAUAAUAAUUUUUAUAGAAGAACUAGGUCUUUACGGCGGUUCCUUGGGCAUAUUGUCGUACAUAAUAUUAUUAGAACGUUUGAAGCGAAAAGCUAUAACUAAAGAGGAGGAACUUUUAUAUAAAUUGGCUAUUACACAUUGUGUAGAUGCACGCGCCAUGUUAUUAACAGCAAUGGAAUCGGAAACUGGAUACGCGAAAAUAGUAAAAUAUUCAUCGGAAAAAGUAUUGCUGAUGUUGAAUAUAUUGAAAGAAUACAAUCCAACUACAAUGAACACUCCCGGAGUACUACUGAAAGUGAAUAAAAAUCGAGGGACUCUAUCAGCCAUAAUAUUCACGAAGCAAAGGUUUACAGCAAAAGUUUUAUAUAAUCUUUUGAAGGACGUGAAAGAUACAAAUCCUGAGGAGUUUGGUUUUCUAAAACACGAUUUCGUUGUUGGUUUCAACGUCAACCCGUUGAAGAACACGAGAGAAGAGUACUAUGUCAAGAAAUGUAGUCAUAAAGCGUUAUUGAAGUUUAAGAACAAUGAUUUGAACUGUUUGAUAUCGACGAGCGUUAUAGAAGAAGGAAUAGACAUACCACAGUGUCUGUUAGUAAUGCGCUACGACCCGCCCUUAGAGUACCGGUCGUACAUACAGAGCAAAGGCCGUGCGAGAAGUAGUAAGUCAAAUUUCGUUCUAUUGGUCAAUGUAGAAGAAAAAAAGAAGUUCAUGAAAAUGUAUGAAGAGUUCCAGUAUACAGAGAGAGUGAUACAAAGGAUACUUGUUGGAAACUCUGACGAUCGUUUAGAGCCGUCUACAUCGGACAUCACUCGUCAACUGUACAAGGACGAAGAUGUACCGCCUUUUGUUACACCAUAUGGAGCUCGUUUGUCUGCAGUAUCAGCUAUAAGUUUACUGAAUCGAUACUGCUCAAUACUCCCACACGAUCAGUUCACAGUCAUCACGCCGAUGUGGAUUCAAGAAGAGGUCGUGGAUAGUCUUGGUGUCGUACGAAAGCUUGUCACGAUCGUAAUGCCCAUCGCUUGUCCUAUUAAAGAGGAAAUACAGGGAUUGCCUAGAUUCAGUUUGAAGUCCGCCAAGAGAUCAGCAGCUCUAAACGCUUGCAAGUUGUUGUAUGAAAUAGGAGAACUUGAUGCGCUAACGCUACUGCCCACUCGAUACACUGCAGUAGAUUUCGACGACGCAGAAGUGAAAGCUUGCUUCCUAAAUUGGCGCGACGAAGACGUGGUUCGUGACGACCCUGAAAUUCCAUACCCAGGAACAACGAAACGAGUUAGGAAACAUCGAAUACAGUUCCCACUGCUUCUAAACAGUGUGCCAGACGGCGAUGUUUACUAUUUACACGUAAUAAAGUCGAGAAUUGCUUUUGCGGAGCCCAAGGAUACUCGAGAGAAUGCUCUGUAUAAGCUUCUGGAACGUGGUGAAGGGUAUGGUUUCCUCACCCAAAACCCUUUGCCCACACUCUGCGAGUUUCCAAUGUACCUGACAGUCGGAGAGGUCGCUACUUCCAUCGAUGUCAACUAUGCCGUCAUCAAACUUAACGCUGCUAUGUUCCAGUUGGUCAAACAAUUCCAUUACUUCCUAUUCGAGCAAGUACUAGCAAUUGCCAAAAAGUUCGUUGCGUUUGAGGGUGAAGUUAAUUGUAUGUACGUUGUACCCAUCAAAGAAGACAAUGGAUAUGACAUAGAUUGGAAUGUUAUGACCACACAUAAUGAAAUUGCACCAGUCCAGCCAACUUCGUAUGAGGAAAGACUUUUUAUAAAUGUAACACAAGAGAAUUACAAGGACUGUGUCGUGACGCCGUGGUAUAGAGUUCUGCCGGAUAGGUACAUCGUGUCUCGGGUCCUCGAAUAUAUGACGCCUCAGUCUCAGUUCGACUCAGAUUCUUAUUUAACAUUUGCCGACUACUACGCUGACAAAUAUAAGUUGGAAGUUAUUGGUGAGAAAUCCCAACCUUUAUUGGAAGUAAAAAACAUAAGUUCAAGGAUGAACUGUUUACUGCCGAGAGCGGCUACAAUAAAUGCUUUGACGGACAAGCAGAAGAAACUUGUGUCUGCUUCUCAAGGCGAUGAUAAAACAAACAGGGGCUUCGCAGAAGUAUUUGUAGCUGAAUUCUGUGUCAAAUAUGAAUAUCCAGGAGUACUAUGGUACAAGGCUGUCAUGUUACCAAGCAUUAUACACAGGGUGUUCAUGUUAUUGGUAUCCCACGAACUACUCUCGGAAAUUGCCGAUGAAACGGGAUACGGCACUCCAGUACGCAAAAAAACUGAAGAUUGGUUGCCGAUUGAGACUCACAUUCAGGUUGCUACCAAUUCCCUGCUAGCUCAAGUUGAAGAACCACCUCAGGUUGCUUCGGUUGACAGGAUAAACAAUCCUAUAGAUGACGAAAGUGGAAGGCGUCCUAAGAUACUUUCUAUGAAGGAAAACUUGUAUCAUCUGCAACAGAAGAAACUUAACAAGGAGUUUCCUUGGGAUGACAAAGCGGAGCCGCUAGAUAUAGAACGUAAUCUUUCGACUGUGACGGUGUUGGAUGUGGAAUGUUACGACGAGUUUGUGUCAGCUCCAUUAGUAUCGACGUCGCAUUACGACAUACAACCUCCUCGACAAACUGUGUUCCACUCCGCCGCUAUAUCAGCUGCACCAGCCGAAUACAACGAUCAGAUUAAAAUCCUCAAAAGGACGACAAAAGGCACUAGUCCUGAACUACGAGAUGUUAUAGCAGCACUAACAACUAUCAAGUCACAUGACACGUUCGAUUUAGAACGGGUGGAGACUUUGGGAGACUCCUUCAUGAAAUUCGCAGCCAGUCUCUACCUAUACCAUAAGUUCCCAACCCUUAAUGAAGGACAGUUAACAAAUAUAAAAGGACGAUUGAUAAGCAACAGAAACCUUUACUAUGCUGGAGAAAGGUUCAAUCUGGCUGGAAGGAUGAAGAUAGAACAUUUUAGUCCAAGGAAAGAUUUUAUGGUGCCUGGCUUCUUCGCGCCGAAAGAAGUUGAAGAAUUCAUAAAAGAAAAGGAGAUCCGUCCAAUAUUUCUGAUCGGUGUGCAGUUCCCAAGGGAUGAACUCCUUGACGGUAAAUUGUCUGAAGACAGUAUGAACAUGGUGAGGGACAAAUUUACAAACGAUAGUACUGCGGAGACUGAACCACCAGAGAAAGUUCAGAAUGCUAUGCAACUGUACGUACAUUCUCAAGCUGUCUCAGAUAAGUCGGUUGCAGAUUGCGUGGAAGCACUCAUCGGUACCUAUCUACUAAGCGGCGGAGUAUUGGGUGCUGUCAAAGUGCUUGAGUGGAUGAAAGUCAUACCUCCACAGGAUAAAUUCGCGGAAUAUUUACACAGGCGUGUGCCGACUGCUAUUACAGACAAAAAGACAACUCCAGAAGACGUCAACUUCUUGCUAAAUUAUACCAGAAAUGAUGUGGAGACGAUCUUAAACUAUAAAUUCAAUGACCCGACCUUCUUGCUGGAGGCCCUGUCCCACGCUUCAUACAUUCGCAAUAGAGUGACGCGAUCCUACGAACGUCUAGAGUUUCUAGGCGAUGCUAUAUUGGACUUCCUUUUAACAUCACAUAUAUUCGAAAACUGCCGGGAAUUGAAGCCUGGCGAGAUGACAGACUUACGAUCGGCACUCGUCAAUAAUGUUACCUUCGCGUCUUAUGUCGUCAAACUUGGAUUACAUAAAUUUUUAUGUUCCGAACUGAAUCCGACGUUAGAUAAAGCAAUUAUCCUGUUUGUGGACCACCAAGUGCAGAGAAACCACGAGAUCGUUGAAGACGUCCUUUAUUUAAUAGACGAAGAAGAGUGUAACAUCGCUGAAUAUGUUGAAGUUCCUAAGGUCCUCAGUGAUAUAUUAGAAGCUCUAGUCGGUGCCAUUUUCCUGGACAGCGGCGGUGACCUCUCAAAAGUGUGGUCUGUAAUAUACCGCAUCAUGUACAAGGAAAUACAUUCCUUCUCCAGUCGUAUUCCACAACAGCCUGUCAAAGUUUUAUAUGAGAAAAUUCACGCUUGUCCUGUAUUUAGGAAAGCAGAAAUCAUCGAUCGUGAGGUACCAAAGCUAAAAGUGGGUGUUACUAUCACUAAGAAUGAUGCCCAGCACACCGUUUAUGGUAUCGGUCGCAACAAGUCUCAAGCCAAGCGAGCUGCGGCCAAAAUGGCGCUUAAAGUCUUAAGCAGUUAAGCCUAAAGAAUCUCCCGCCUUUUUUCCGAGGCAGAGAUAUUUACGUCUACUUUUCGCUAGUUACAGACUAUAAAUUGUACUCGUUUACGUAAUUAUUUUUUUACAACUUUAUCUGAGGCGACAUUCGCCGAUAUCAAAUUGAAUUUAAAAAAAAUAAUUUUUGUUGGAUAUUAUUAUUUACUUAUUUACCGUGGGAUUUCACCCGCUGCUCGGCUCCUAUUGAUCGUUGCAUAUGUUUUAUAGCAUAUAGCUUUCCUCAACAAGUGGACUGUAAAAUUGAACCAGGAAUAAGUUCGAAGAUUUCGCACAUUCUAACAAACAAACAAACAAACUCUUUAGCUUUAUAGUGUAGAAUUUAUUUUUUUAUAACUCCCUAUAUCAUUUUAAUGUUAUUUUAAUAUUUUUAAUGUUCUAGAAGUAAUCUUGUUUUGUCUCAAAAUAGUUAUUUCCUUUGUACUUGUUUUAACUAUUUUAUUGUUUUAUAAUAGGGUUGAUGACGGGGUAUGAAAAUAAAAAAUCCGUUUAGUCCGUCAGU